AUGUUAUUCAGACGAUCUGAUGCACGUACCAAUCUCGAUAUUCGACCUCUUACGAUUUCACUCUCAACACUUUCAAGAGCUGAUGGGUCUUGCAACUUCGCUUUUGGUGACUUGAAAGUCUUGGGUGCAAUGACUGGACCAGCUGAAGUUAAAGUAUGGGAUGAGAAACCAAAACAUGCGACUGUAGAAGUUAACGUUCUUCCAAUAUCAUCCUUACCAGGACCUUCCAGUAAAUCAAGUGCUCAAUCAAUCAAAUCUUUCAUUAGUCCGAUUAUUUAUCUUGAACAAUAUCCAAGAUCUUUAAUUCAAAUUAAUCUACAAACCCUUUCAAAACCAUCCGAAAGAUGGUCAAGUACAAGAAAACCUUCAAGAUUAGGAUUUGAAGAAAACGAAAGUAUAUCAGAAAGAGCUGCAUUGAUGAACGCAAGUAGUAUAGCAUUAUUAGAUGGUGGGGUAGGAAUGAGUGGGGUAGGUAUUGCUGUUGCUGUAGCUAUAGUCAAGAGUGAGUUAGUUCAACAAAUUGGAGAAGACGAAGAUCGUAUGAAAGAAGAUGAAGAUCAAGAGUGGGUAAUCCUUUUGGAUCCAAGUCCAAAUGAAGAAGCACAAGCUACAAGCCUACAUCUGAUAGGAUAUCAAUUCGGUUCUCAUCCAACUCCUUCAAAUCCUAUAAUCGAUAACGUCAGACAAAGUGAACCUACACUGUGCUUUUGUGAAUCUUAUGGAUCGUUCGAUCAAACUCAGCUUAAGGGGGUUUUCGAAGUUUCACAAACAGGAAUUGCUCAGAUUUACUCAUUGAUCCGUACUAGUCUUGAACAUCAAUAUCUUCAAACUCUAAGCCGCCCAGGCACUUUAAACCCUUCUAGUUUACCACCACCUCCCUCAACCGCAUCAGCACCUAACACUCAGACAACAGAUACUACAAAACAAAAGAAAAAGAAAAAGGACAAGACAAAUAAUUAA
Melampsora larici-populina 98AG31 is the source of this 960-nucleotide messenger RNA. RefSeq lists its product as uncharacterized. Lineage: Eukaryota; Fungi; Basidiomycota; Pucciniomycetes; Pucciniales; Melampsoraceae. Gene Ontology annotation, biological process: nuclear mRNA surveillance; U4 snRNA 3'-end processing; rRNA catabolic process. The transcript is spliced from 4 exons. The record is from RefSeq and is a predicted model, not a curated record. Bases 1 to 960 code for a protein of 319 amino acids. Gene Ontology annotation, cellular component: nuclear exosome (RNase complex); nucleolus; cytoplasmic exosome (RNase complex).